Messenger RNA from Acaulospora colombiana, 1476 nucleotides. NCBI's taxonomy places the organism in Eukaryota, Fungi, Glomeromycota, Glomeromycetes, Diversisporales, Acaulosporaceae. The record is from the annotation of a GenBank genome assembly.
AUGAACACAACCACCGGUUCCUCGUCAAAUUCCAACAAUGAGGCUAGACAUUUAAGUUUGAGUGACACUCGUCUGAAUGACUUCUUGCCCAUGUCGUUGCAACUAGAGAAUCUCACAAAUAAUCUGUCAAAUACCGUGUCAACCACUGCCUCCAUGCUUUUCUCACCUCUAACACACAGAGCGGUCAAAGGAGACACGGUGGCCAUAUUAUCCGAGUUGGCCCCUCAGCUAAUGGACCAACGACGCAUACAGCAGUAUGUGGGUAGCAGUGCUCGUCACGCAAAGGAAGGUUCAAGUCGACUUGCCAUAACACCUGAUGAUUACCCGAUUCGAGUGAGCAAACCAAAUCCCAAAGAACUUCUCGUGAAUGCCGAAAUACCCGAGUCCAAAGCACCCCUAUCGUUACUUCAAGGCUACAGGGCUACAUUUUCGGAAGUUGAAACAUUGAAAGAGAAUGGAAAAAAAAGGGGGAAACCUAACAAGCGAAAAAUCAAAGGUCUCUUGACAGAAACGCUAUCCACAUCAGACGUCAUGUCCGAAACCGCAUCGAUAGACAAUGAACACAAGCCACUCAAUCAACUUAUCGCUGAUCGUGAUCGGGUGGUCAGGGAGAAUGAUCGCUUGCAUCUACAGGAGUCACGGACAAUUUCUGAUAUCAAAAGGAUAGAGUUAGAGAUCGCUGCGUUGACCGCGCAGAAGCUCAAUCUAGAGGAGAAUCUGGUGAAAUACAAAGAAAGAAAGGUUGAAUUGGUUGAACAAUUGGAAGACCUGAAUGAGAGAAUCACCAUUUUUGCCCAGGAAAAUGGUUGCUCGGAAAGGAGAACGCGCGGUAUCAAAGGACCAAAACAUAAACCGGGAACUUGUAUAAAGGUAUUAGAAGGACACGAGGACAUGAUCAUAUGCCUGGACCUUGACAAGCCAUAUGGUAGACUUGUCACGGCUUCAUUGGAUAACACGUUACGGCUGUGGGAUUUAAGCAGCUACCGUAGUCUGGGAAUAUUGGAGGGUCAUGAAGGGGUGGUCAAUUGUUUGCAAUUGAAGGGACGUCACCUUGUCACAGGGUCACGCGAUAGAACCAUCAGACAAUGGGAUAUAUCCAAAUUGGCAUUGCGCAAUGAGUCGGUUACUAAUCUAACGGAGUUGAACUUCAAGUCGGGAUCAGCACCCGAACAAAACGGAUUAUCGUUUGUGGGCGAAGAUUGUUGGUUGGCCACUCUAGAGGGACAUGGUGGAAGUGUGUCAGGUUCAUCCGACAAGACCAUGAAACAGUGGGACAUGGAAACAGGACAAUGCAUUUUGACCAUGGACAUUUUGUGGGCCAUGUCCAGCUCCAAAGCUGAACGUAGGCACGCGGGGUUUCUAUCAGAUGGCUACACAUUUGAUCAAGGAGACUUUAUUGGAGCCUUGCAAUUUCGAGAUAUCGGUCUGGCGAGUGGGACACAAGAUGGUGCCAUAAGGAUGUGGGAUUCCCUUUGA